Molecule: messenger RNA, 930 nt
Organism: Sungouiella intermedia
Lineage: Eukaryota; Fungi; Ascomycota; Pichiomycetes; Serinales; Metschnikowiaceae
Source: the annotation of a GenBank genome assembly
AUGCUAGCGAUUCCCAAAUACAUCUUUAAGUUGUUUCUAUUGUCUUUUGCCGUUUGGAUUAUUCUCUCAACGGCAAUUCCUCAGAUUUCCAUGAAAUUUCACAAUCACCAUAUCCAGACGAAUACCUUCAUCCGGCCUAAUUACCCAUACAACUCCAUCACAUCACCUACGCCAUUACCCAUCCGCAAUUCGACGGUCUACUUUGUCAUUGGCCACCCAGACGAUGAGGUGAUGUUCUUUUCUCCCUCAUUGGUGGAGAUCUCCAAGCCUAAACAUGGAAAUCAUGUGAGAUUGGUAUGCUUUUCUCGUGGAGACGCUGUCCACGAGUCGUUUGCUAGUAUCAGGUCGCAGGAGCUUCGUGCUUCCGCCAGAAUUAUAGGCGUGGCUGACGAAGAUGUUAUCAUUCUCGACUAUAAAGAUGGAAUGGAUAUCACAUGGAGAAGCAACGACGUGGCACAAAGCUUGGGUGAUAUCAUCAGCACAAAGCCCGACAAGAAUAUCGUUGUAAUCACGUUUGAUGCUCAUGGAGUCUCAGGCCAUGCCAACCACAUUUCGCUUUAUCAUGGUACCAAGGAGUUUUUCCGGUCCAAGGUGGGAAAUAACGAUAGCUUCCGACUUUAUGUAUUGAAGUCGUUGAACUUUUGGGAAAAGUACUCUUUCACAUUGCUCACCAAUGUGGAAUUGUUUUUCGAUUUAUUGUCCCGCCAUGUUUUCAGCAGCCUUUUGAAGAUCAAUGUUAAUGUGAGCUUCUUCAACCAGUUCAAUGGCAACCAGGUGUCACUGGUGAAGGUGUACUCUGAUCUCAAUAUGUUGAGUGUUUCAUAUGCUGCUAUGGCAUAUGGUCACUUCUCCCAGAUGGUGUGGUUCCGCUACGGCUGGAUUCUAUUCAGUCGGUAUUUGACUUAUAACCAUUUGGUACAGAUUCAGUAA